Molecule: messenger RNA, 411 nt
Organism: Iphiclides podalirius (scarce swallowtail)
Lineage: Eukaryota; Metazoa; Arthropoda; Insecta; Lepidoptera; Papilionidae
Source: the annotation of a GenBank genome assembly
AUGUACAGGAUCUCGCCGAACAACCCAGUCAGGCGGCGCCUCUUCGCCGACGUGCUGGACGACCAGGCGAGGGUCGAGAACUUCGCCAACGCCCUGCAGGAGUCCAGCGCAGAGGAGAAGCUGGAGAAGAUGCGCAAGUGGAACUUCGACUUCGAGAAGGAGCUCCCUCUAGAAGGAGUCUACAAAUGGUACCGCGUCGGCGAUCCGGACUGGAUUGGCGUGCAAGCGCCGAAGUUCACCUGCGUCGCCAAGUCCAUGGACGAGGACGGCUUCCUGCCGCUCAAGUACGAAAACGAACUCACGCCGAGAAGCGAUAGAGUCGAAAGUCAAACGCUUCCGUUGAGGAAGAGAAGAAAAGAGAUGAUAGAGAAUCUGUUGGCCGAGAGAGCCGUGAAGCGGAAGAUCACCUUC